Manis pentadactyla (Chinese pangolin) is the source of this 2924-nucleotide messenger RNA. It is a transcript of the gene GATA5, whose product is annotated as GATA binding protein 5. The transcript has 7 exons. Gene Ontology annotation, molecular function: RNA polymerase II cis-regulatory region sequence-specific DNA binding; zinc ion binding; DNA-binding transcription factor activity, RNA polymerase II-specific. Bases 178 to 1554 code for a protein of 458 amino acids. Gene Ontology annotation, cellular component: nucleus. Gene Ontology annotation, biological process: cell fate commitment; positive regulation of transcription by RNA polymerase II; cardiac muscle tissue development. The record is from RefSeq and is a predicted model, not a curated record. NCBI's taxonomy places the organism in Eukaryota, Metazoa, Chordata, Mammalia, Pholidota, Manidae.
CGGCGCGGCGGGGCGGGGAGGGCCGGGCCGGGGCGGGGCGGCGCGGAGGGGCUGCGGAGCGCCCGGGAUUCCCUGCGGAGCCGCGCGGCCUCCGGCUCCCAGUGUCCACCCCGCCGGUCGCCGGCCCGCCGCGCCCUCCGGUCCUCCCGACAGCCGGUCAGGGCGGCGCCCGGGAAGAUGUACCAGAGCCUGGCGCUGGCCCCGAGCCCCGGCCAGGCCUCGUACGCCGACUCGGGCGCCUUCCUGCGCACCCCGGGCGCCGGUUCCCCGGUGUUCGUGCCGCCCGCGCGCGUCCCCUCCAUGCUGCCCUACCUGCCGGCGUGUGAGCCAGGCCCGCAGCCCCCCGCGCUGGCCGCGCACCCCGGCUGGGCGCAGGCGGCCGCGGCGGACUCGUCGGCCUUCGGCUCCGGCAGCGCGCACCCGCCGGUCGCCCAGCCGCCCGGGACCGCCGCCUUCCCCUUCGCGCACGGCCCCCCGGGGCCCGGCGGCGGUGGCCCCAGAGCGGGGACUCGCGACGGCAGAACCUACCAGGGCGCGCUGCUGGCUCGAGAGCAGUUCCCGGCCCCGCUUGGGGGGCCCGUGGGCGCCUCGUACCCCACCGCGUACCCGGCCUACGUGAGCACCGAGGUGGGCCCGCCCUGGACCUCCGGGCCCUUCGACGGCAGCGUCCUGCACGGCCGCCCGGCUGGCCUCCCUGGCCGCAGAGCCACCUUCGUGUCAGACUUCUUGGAGGAGUUCCCGGGCGAGGGGCGCGAGUGCGUCAACUGCGGGGCCCUGUCCACGCCGCUGUGGCGCCGCGACGGCACCGGACAUUACCUGUGCAACGCCUGCGGCCUCUACCACAAGAUGAACGGCGUCAACCGGCCACUCGUGCGGCCCCAGAAGCGCCCGUCCUCGUCCCGCCGAGCUGGCCUCUGCUGCACCAACUGCCACACGACCAACACGACGCUGUGGAGGCGCAAUGCUGACGGCGAGCCGGUGUGCAACGCCUGCGGCCUCUACACGAAGCUGCACGGGGUGCCGCGGCCCCUGGCCAUGAAGAAGGAAAGUAUCCAGACCCGGAAACGGAAGCCUAAGAGCAUCACCAAGACCAAGGGCUCCGCAGAGCCCUCAGGAAACCCUCCAGCCUCCCCGUCGUCCUCUGUCCCUGACCCUGAGAGCUCAGUGACCACUUUGAAACCUGAGCCCAGCAUGGCAUCCCCCUCAUGCCCUGGGCCCAGCAUCACCUCACAGCCCUCGGCCCCCAGGCUGGCCUCAGUGGGGCCCUGCACCAGGAGGCCUGGUGUGCCAUGGCCUUGGCCUAGGUCCCUGGGCACCCACCCAACCCACCUCGCUGCCCGCUUCACUCCAGCACAGCAGAGAGAGACUGCCAGGCCCACCCACCAGAAGAGACUGGAGCCAGCAGGAUGGAGGCACUGGGCAUCCGGCAGCUUGGUGGCAGCGAGGCCCCAGAGGAGGAGGACGCCUGGUGGGAAAAGCCCCUGCUGGACAGCAGAGGACCCCCAAAUGCUGUGUGAGGCUCAGAGCCACACUGGGCACUCCAGCCAAGGCUGACCCGGGGCGCCCAGCACCAGCUUGAGUUCUGGAUGUCCACGCUCGCACCGUCAUGGUUACAGGUUGCAGCAGUUGGAAGAACCCCAACCUCCUGUGGUAAAACCAGGAUCGUAAGUGAAACGGCCGAGGCCAGGCAGGUGGCAGGAGUGCAGGGAGCAGCCUCAUUGGAGGCUCCCCUCGGGCCUGGGGGACUGUCUGUCUCUCACAUUGAUGGAUCGAUCCAUGGCUCAUAGAACUUUCCCUUCUGUGAGUUCAGGGCGCCCAGGGACACGUGUGCAGGUCGUGCGCUGUAUCAGGACACCUCCCUGAGAGGAAGCGUUCACAUCACCGUCAGGGACUCCUGUAUUUAUUAGGACGGUUUUUCCAGAGGGAGCGGUAAAGGGCCUUGUUCUGAUUGCAUCUGUGCACUGUGACCAUUUUUGACAGAGUGAAGUGCCGAGCCCCCGUUCUGACACACACAGAUGCUCUCAGGGCUGCUGGGGGGUUGACCACUUACCCUGGCUUAUCUGGGACUGUCCCAGUUUAGUCUGUUCUCCCAGAAAAAUUAUGAACAACAUCCCCUUUCACUUACAAAAGCCCUUCCCUCACAGGGUUGAUGGAUAACUUAGUUGGUCAUACUGGCUAGAGGCAACAACUCAGCAAAGCCGAAUGGCUCCCAACAGCAUGGUGCUGGGGAGACGACCGGAGCGGAGGGGAGUGGGGCACAUCCUGGGGAAGGGCCGCACCCUCACUUCUGCCCAGUAAUAAGACCUGAUCGUCCCAGAAAAAUGAGAAACCUGGAUUUUUUUCUUCUUAAAACUUGUACCCCCCAGAGCACAAGAAAACCCAUUCAUACCCAAUUUGGGAAUGUAUUUUUUUAAUGUGAAGUUUUCUAGUUGAAAGCUUUUUUUCCCACUUAACUCCAAUUUGAUUAAAAAAUCUUUAAAAUACUGUGAGCCAACUAGAAUAGUUUUGGGCCUGUCCCCAUUGUGUCACUCUGUCCCCAUUGUGUCACUCUGUAUAAAACUUCUUUUCAUAUUUAAAAACAUUCCUUCCUGGCAUCAGUUUCCCAGGUGUAUCAGUUCAUCCUGAAUUUGUACCUUGAGUUCAACCAGCCUGGUUUAUACAUGAAGUUGUCUUUUUUCAAAGGCAAGUGAUGCUGUGAGAAAAAAAUCCCUAGUGAAGACCUUGAUUCUGUUCCCCUUUCCCCAAACACCUGUGGGCCUCAUCCUCGCCUGGCAGGUCAGUGGGGCCCACAUUCAUUCAAACUGUCUCUCCCUUUGGAAACAUGUCCCUGAGGGGACCUCCCUGGCAGCUCGGAGUCAUGCCAGGAGACCUCGGGGCAUGUGUAGGGCCUGAUAAGACCCGUAAACACUGAGUACCUUCGAGGU